UGGAUAGGAUUCCAACUUCCAAGACGAUGGGAGGGUGCUGGGAGCCACCCAGUGGCCGAGGAGGAACUGCGCUUCAGGAGCAAUGGCGAGGGCAGCUAUUUUCACGGCGUGUGGCGCAGCACCUUCUGUAACUUCAACCAUCUUUGGCUUCAGAUUGCAGCUCACUUGUCCCACAUGCUCUUAUCCGAAGCCCGCCAACUUGUCCUCAGUCCCUCAAUUGUGUUCUUCAUUGGAGAGUUCCCCACCCACUUCAACUUCCUUCACUUUGCAUAAGAUCAAGAUUUCUUCCAGAAUGGGAGGACAAAGGUCUAAAGGAACGGUUGCAUUUAGCACUGGACAGAAUGGGGGAGCAAGUAAGGAGAUCCUGGUGCAACAUCUGCUUGUGAGCGAAGACAACGCUAAGCUCCUUUUGGAGAUUCAGAAAAAGAUUGCUGCAGGUGUGGAUUUAAGUGACUUGGCAGUGGAGUACUCAAUUUGCCCAUCGAAAGAAAAUGGUGGAAUGUUGGGCUGGGUGUCAGAGUUUGAUCAGGCUGCCUUCAGUGCACCUCUUAAUAAAGUUGUCAAAUGCAAGACAAAGUUUGGGUGGCACCUGUUGCAAGUAUUGUCUGAGAGGGAGGAAUCACUGCUUGGAGAAAUUACACCAGAAGAGUUGUACAUGAAGAUGCAACAUCCAGAUUUCAUGGAGGAAGCUCAACUUCUAGAUGUUCGAGAGCCUGAAGAAGUUGCUGUAGCGUCUCUUCCAGGAUUUAAAGUUCUUCCUCUCCGCCAGUUUGGAAGUUGGGGGCCUAACAUCUCCAAUGAGUUUGAUCCUGAGAAAGACACCUAUGUUCUGUGCCAUCACGGUAUGAGAUCAUUUCAGGUUGCACAAUGGCUGCAGACUCAGGGAUUCAAGCGAGUAUUCAAUAUUUCAGGAGGCAUACAUGCUUAUGCAGCCAACGCAGAUGCCUCUAUCCCUAUUUAUUAACAUGUUGAGUAAACUCCUUCUGUUUAUGCAUAACAGGACUUCCAAUUUUGACCUUUUCAUAUUUUGGUUGAUGUAGAGAAUGAGAAGGACAAGGUGGCCAAGAUGUUUUCCCUCAUGCGUUACUUUAUUUUAUAGCUUUGCUUCUGAUUGGUUCAGAAAGCACAAGGCAAGUGAUUAGCAAAAUACAUGAAUGGUACCUUUCUAUUAGAACAAAUGUUUCUUCUAUAUUCCCUUUUUCAAGAUCAUGUGAAAUAUAAAAUGUCUGAUCCUCUCCUUGAAAGUUU
Molecule: messenger RNA, 1248 nt
Organism: Nymphaea colorata (pocket water lily)
Lineage: Eukaryota; Viridiplantae; Streptophyta; Magnoliopsida; Nymphaeales; Nymphaeaceae
Product: rhodanese-like/PpiC domain-containing protein 12, chloroplastic
Exons: 8
Coding region: 83-964 (293 amino acids)
Molecular function (GO): peptidyl-prolyl cis-trans isomerase activity
Source: RefSeq, a predicted model, not a curated record